Ipomoea triloba (trilobed morning glory) is the source of this 2707-nucleotide messenger RNA. Its product is annotated as serine/threonine-protein kinase TOUSLED. The record is from RefSeq and is a predicted model, not a curated record. Gene Ontology annotation, cellular component: nucleus. Gene Ontology annotation, molecular function: ATP binding; protein serine/threonine kinase activity. The transcript is spliced from 16 exons. Bases 334 to 2289 code for a protein of 651 amino acids. Gene Ontology annotation, biological process: chromosome segregation; peptidyl-serine phosphorylation; intracellular signal transduction. Lineage: Eukaryota; Viridiplantae; Streptophyta; Magnoliopsida; Solanales; Convolvulaceae.
AAGAUUUUGAGUUGUGACCUGACUGACUCAAACGCACCUCACCAUGCCCAUUUCAAACAUCCCAUAGAACGCAUACUGGAUUCAAUUCUCCUUUCGAAAAGGCAACUCAAUUUCCAGAUUUCAAGUAUCAUCUGUCCUAACAAUCCACUUUCUUCCCCAAUCUACUCCUUAAAUCAGUCUCUGGAAACCCUAACUCCUCUUUUUCAUCAAUUUCUUUGUGUGCCUUCCAAACGUUGAACUUCAGGUGUGGGCCUUCUCGGAAUUUCUUUUGACUUGAAGAGUUGUGUCCUGCAAGUCAGUCAUUCCAAGGACAUCUUCGACUGAGGUUUUAGAAUGUCGGACGACUUGAUGCUUCAUUUCUCCUCAACCUCGUCGAACCAAUCCGACAAUUCUAAAAUGGCGAAGCUCGAGGCGCGGAUGGUACGCAAGCCCGCUUCCGCUCCUCAACCCGUUUCCUGGCCUUCUGCUGCUAAAUUCGGGGAUGCUGAGACCCUGCCGGAGCCUGUGGUGUCUAGUGAUUCCGACGAUGACGACAAUGGAGGCGAGUUUCUUAUACAAGCAAAUACUUCAAAGCGCCGUAGACUUGAAGAAGAUACCAGCUUAAUUGCCUAUGGAAAUGUUGAGGCAGUGGCGAAUACAGGAAAGAAGAGCAUAGAAAUUACAGACACCAGCAAAGUAGGUUCAGAAGAAAAUAGAAGGAGACAAAGCCGUGGUAGGGGAAGCUCUGCUACAGGUAGAGGGCGUGGUUCCCGAAAUGGAGAUCAGACAAAAGCCCCAAUGCUUUCUCCAUCAAAUGGUCAACUUGAAAACUCAAACCAUAUGGAUGAGAUCAAUUCUUUACGAGCUAAAGUAACAGCUUUGGAGGAAGAACUAAAGAAAUCCCAUAAAGAGGCCUCUGAUAAUCAACAUAUGUAUCAAGAACUAGAGAAGGAGCUGAAGACACUUAAAGAUAAUGAGAAGCAGAUGAAGCCAAAGAUAACAAAAAUAAUAUCAGAAUUGUUGAUAUCUGUUUCAAAAGCGGAGAGACAUGAGGCACGGAUGAAAGUGCGCCAAGAUUCUCUGAGAUUGGGUAAUGUAGGAGUAAUCAGAGCUGGGACAGUGAUAUCUGAGGCAUGGGAAGAUUCUGAGCUGGUCAAGGACCUCAAUGUGCAACUUAGAAACUUAGCUGAGAGCAAAGAAUCUCUUGAGCGGCAGAGAAAGUCCAAGAAGAAACGACAUUUAGAUAAAAGUGAUGUAGUAGACGAAGAAGCUGGUAAUCAUGAAGAAGAUUAUUUCUCUCAGGAUGAAUAUUAUAGAUCACGUUUAGCCAGCAUUAAGCGGGAGGAAGAAAUGAUGCUGCGUGAAAGAGAUCGCCUUGAAUUGGAGAAAGUAAGGCUAAUACGCGAAAUGAAACGCAUACGUGAUGAGGAUGGUUCUCGUUUCAACAGCUUUCAGAUUCUGAACCGUCGAUAUGCGUUGUUAAACCUUCUUGGUAAAGGAGGGUUUAGCGAGGUUUAUAAGGCUUUUGACUUGAUCGAACAUAGAUAUGUUGCGUGUAAGCUACAUGGGCUAAAUGCUCAAUGGAGUGAAGACAAGAAGCAAAGCUAUAUACGACACGCAAUCAGGGAGUACAACAUCCACAAAACUUUGGUGCAUAUUAACAUUGUUCGUCUUUGGGACAUAUUCGAGAUAGACCAAAACACAUUUUGCACUGUCUUGGAGUACUGUAGUGGAAAAGACCUUGAUGCAAUUUUGAAAGCAACACCAGUUUUAUCAGAAUUUGAAGCCAGGUUUAUCAUUGUUCAGAUAUUCCGUGGCCUUGUCUACUUGAAUAAAAGAUCACAGAAGAUUAUCCAUUAUGAUUUGAAGCCUGGGAAUGUUCUAUUUGAUGAGUCACGUAUUGCGAAAAUGACUGAUUUUGGCCUUAGCAAGAUAGUAGAAGAUGACGUUGGGUCAAAAGGCAUGGAGCUCACGUCCCAGGGAGCUGGAACAUAUUGGUAUCUACCUCCAGAGUGCUUUGAACUAGGCAAGACACCUCUGAUAUCAUCAAAGGUUGAUGUUUGGUCUGCUGGCAUUUUGCUCUAUCAAAUGCUAUUUGGCAAGCGUCCUUUUGGGCAUGACCAGACACAAGAACGAAUUUUACGAGAAGAUACUAUAAUUAAAGCGCGGAAGGUGGAAUUUCCUUCAAGGCCAGCCAUCUCUAGUGAGGCAAAGGACUUUAUUCGGCGUUGUUUAACAUAUAAUCAAGCAGAGAGGCCAGAUGUCUUGGCUAUAGCUCAAGAUCCAUACCUAAAUUUCCAAAAGAAGUAAUUAGACAAAAAUCAUCUCCCCAUUGGCUGAGGCUCAGGAUGGCAGGAAAGUAUAUCUCUCCAUGACUUUUAGGUGAAGGAGAUUAACUACAGAAUCACAGGGAAUUUUGUAUAGUAGUUGUAAAGCCUAUAUCCCUGCAUCAUUAUUCUUAUCCGAAAGGUGUUAAAAGUUAUAAUUCAGUUCUCAUGUUCUGGAUGGUAUGGGUGGGUUGCGAAAAUUGUACAAUCUGCCAGUCCGGUUUUAUGUUCUUUUUUCGUCGCUGGUUUGUAUAUUUUGUUGUGGAAAGCCUGGUAGAGCAGGCAAAGGAAUUUGUAAUUCAUAGAAAAACAGCAGGAAUUGUGAGUUUGCACAAUAAUUGUUUCAUACAUCUCAGAAAAAUAUGCUAUGGCAUCUGCUUUUGCCUGCUGAUUACUGGCCU